AGGAUAUAAAUUUUCCAUGUCGACAUAAAUAUAACCCUAAAUUUAAAAUUAUAUACUUAAUUCAACAAAAAUGAAAAUAGCAACGAUUUAGUGUUUUUUUUUUUUUUUCAUUUUGAAGUUGCAAUAGAAUCAACAUGUAUGGCGGAGGUGAGGAGAUGGAGCAGCAACGUGUGUGGGUACCAGACCCGGAGGAAGGGUUUGUCCUGGGACGUAUCGUCGACAUCGGGCUGGAUGAGGUCACUGUCCAGCCUAAUGAAGGCAGAAAGCACAAGCAGACCUGCAGCCUGGACCGGCUCUACACUGCCGAGGAACACGACAACAAGGAUGUGGAUGACAACUGUGCACUGAUGUACCUGAAUGAGGCAACACUACUAAACAAUAUAAGGAUACGGUACACAAAAGAUAAAAUAUAUACUUAUGUGGCUAACAUUUUGAUAGCUGUAAAUCCAUAUUUUGAAAUAAAAGAUCUAUACUCUUCAAGAACUAUCAAAAGCUACCAAGGAAAGUCCCUUGGCGUAAUGUCACCUCAUGUAUUUGCAAUAGCUGACAAGAGUUUCCGUGACAUGAAGGUGUUGAAGCAGUCACAAUCUAUCAUUGUGUCAGGCGAGUCCGGUGCUGGGAAGACCGAGUCCACUAAGUACCUACUGCGCUAUCUCUGCGAGCUGUGGGGACACACGGCUGGGCCCAUCGAGCAGAAGAUCCUGGAUGCCAAUCCUGUCUUGGAAGCCUUCGGAAAUGCAAAGACCACGAGGAACAACAAUUCUUCGAGGUUCGGCAAGUUUAUGGAAGUGCACUUUGACUCCAAGUGCACAGUUGUGGGUGGUUACAUCUCGCAUUAUCUGCUGGAAAAAUCCCGCAUCUGCACGCAGGGACCGGAGGAGCGUAACUAUCACGUGUUCUAUCUACUGUGUGCAGGGGCGCCUGAUGCUCUCAGGUCAAAACUGAAUCUCUCCAAGCCGGAUGACUAUCAUUAUUUGAGGAAAGGGUGCACACAGUACUUUACAAACAACAGCACUGAGAAAAGUCUAAAUAUCAACCAAAAGAGUGAAAUGCACAGGAAAAAGGGGAGCUUAAGGGAUCCCAUGCUCGAUGAUGUCACCGAUUUCAAAAAUAUGGACGAGGCUCUGAACAGGCUAGGGCUGUCAAGCGGGGAGAGAUAUGAGCUAUACUCAACAGUGGCAACAGUGUUACAUCUGGGCAACGUUCAGUUCGAGGAGAACACGGAGGGUAGCAAGGGUGGCUCAAAGGUUUGUCCAGGAUCGGAAACGACUCUCAAGAUCACAGCAGGACUCAUGGGCGUUGAUCCCGAUGAGCUGCGACAGGCCCUAGUCACCAAAGUCAUGAUGACCAACCGUGGAGGACUCAAGGGAACUGUAAUUUUGGUCCCACUCAAGGUGUAUGAAGCUAACAAUGCCCGUGAUGCUCUUGCCAAAGCCAUCUACAGCCGGCUGUUUGACCAUGUGGUACACCGCAUCAACAAAAGUAUUCCCUUCCAAGCAUCAAGCUAUUACAUUGGUGUCCUGGACAUUGCUGGUUUUGAAUACUUCCAAGUCAACAGUUUCGAGCAGUUUUGCAUCAACUAUUGCAACGAGAAACUUCAGCAGUUUUUCAAUGAGAGGAUUCUAAAAGAUGAACAAGAACUAUAUCAAAGGGAGGGACUGGCAGUGAGGAAGAUAGAGUUUGUGGACAAUCAAGACUGCAUUGAUUUGAUCGAGUCCAAGGGAAACGGCAUAUUCAGUCUGUUGGACGAGGAGUCCAAGCUACCACAGAGCAGUUCUGUUCACUUCACGACAGAGGUUCACCGCACUUGGAGUUCUCACUUCCGCCUCGCUUUACCCAGGAACUCUAGACUCAAGGCUCACCGGGAAAUCCGAGAUGAUGAAGGAUUUCUUGUCCGUCACUUUGCCGGAGCAGUGUGCUACCAAACUGACCAAUUUAUCGAAAAAAACAAUGAUGCUCUCCACGCCUCCCUGGAGGGUUUGGUGCAAGAGAGUCAGAACCCGUUCCUGCAGAGUCUGUUUGCGUCUGGCACCUCAGGCACACUGAAGGGCAAACUGACCUUCAUCAGUGUGGGCUCCAAGUUCAAGACUCAACUGGGAGAGCUUAUGGACAAACUGAAGAGUACAGGAACCAACUUUGUGAGGUGUAUAAAGCCCAACCAGAAGAUGGUGGAUCACCAGUUUGAAGGAGGCUCAAUCUUGUCGCAGCUGCAAUGCUCCGGCAUGACCAGUGUUCUGGAACUGAUGCAGCAAGGAUUCCCAUCUAGGACCGGAUUCAUUGACCUGUAUGAGAUGUACCGACGAUACCUUCCUCCAGAACUGGCUCGGCUUGACCCUCGCCUGUUCUGCAAAGCCCUGUUCAGAGCUUUAGGCAUGAAUGAAAAUGAUUACAAAUUCGGUGUCUCAAAGGUCUUCUUUCGGCCAGGAAAAUUUGCAGAGUUUGAUGCGAUUAUGAAAUCUGAUCCUGAUAACCUGGCCAAGAUGGUGGCCAAGGUGAAGAAAUGGCUUUUGCAAUCUCAUUGGAAGAAGACUCAGUGGUGUGCAUUGUCAGUGAUUAAGUUGCGCAACAAAAUUUUGUACAGAAGACAGUGCCACAUUACAAUCCAGAAAAAUAUUAGAAUGUACUUGGCUAAAAAGAAACACCGUCCACGUUACAAGGGAAUAGCAAAGAUAAACAGUCUACAGUCAAUGUUGAGCCGCAUGGAAAGCAUAACUGGACAGCUCAAGAAAGACAAGGAAGCAAGUAUCAAUGAAGUCAGGGCGUUGCAGAGUAGUAUGCAAGGUGCUGUCAGCAAGAUAAAGAAAAAUGAAUCAAUAAAAGUAGAAGAAAUCAACUCUCUGUAUACUCAACUGAUGAAUAAGGCCAACAGCCAGAUGGGAACUCUGAAGAAGAAACUGGAGGCACAGAAAAAUGCUGAGGAACAGGAGAGGCUCAGGAAAAUACAAUUAGAGAUGGAGAAGCAGAAAAAACAGAAAGAAGAAGAAGAAAGGCGAAAUAGAGAAGAAGAGGAGAAUAAAAGAAAGAAACUGGAAAUUGAGGCAAGAAGGAGACAGGAAGAAGAGAUCCGCAAGAGACAAGAAGAACAAGAUAAAAGAACUGCAAAGGCAUUACAGGAACAGAUGGAGAAAGAGACCGUGUUAAAUACACAGUUCCGGGAACAACUGGAGCAGGAGCGUCGGGACCAUGAGUUAGCACUACGGUUGGCUCAGGAGACCAACGGCCAGGUCGAGGAUCUUUCUCCUCCCACUCGCAGGUUAACUGGUGUGCAGGUGAUAAAUUCUGCCUCCAAUAGUAAACUGACCAGGUCUGGAAAGCAAGCGGUUCCUAACAACUCUAAAUAUGAUUUGUCAAAAUGGAAGUAUUCGGAACUUCGAGACACGAUCAACACGUCGUGUGAUAUAGAAUUGCUAGAGGCAUGUAGGAUUGAAUUCCACAGAAGACUGAAGGUGUACCACGCUUGGAAAGCAAAGAACCGGAGACGAACAACAAUGGAGGAAAAUGAACGUGCACCUCGUUCUGUUAUGGAUGCAGCAUCCAAGACGCCGAGAAUACCUAUGAAAGCAUCAAUCACGUCGAACUCCCAACGGUAUUUCCGGAUCCCCUUCAUCCGGCCAGCAGCCAUGAGCAACGGCAAUGCAGACGUGUUAGCAGACAACAACAACAACCGACGCGGCUGGUGGUACGCCCACUUUGACGGUCAGUACGUGGCCCGCCAGAUGGAGCUGCACCCUGACAAGCCUGCUAUACUGCUGGUGGCUGGUAUAGACGACAUGCAGAUGUGUGAGUUGAGCUUGGAGGAGACUGGACUUACCCGGAAGCGAGGAGCAGAGAUCCUGGAACACGAGUUUGCCCGGGAAUGGGAGAGGCAUGGAGGGAAGCCUUACAAACGCCCCUCAGAGCGCAUCGUGUCCAAAGUGAUAACAUAAAUAUAUCAUACAGAGCUAAUGAUUAAAAUGUUAAUGCAAUUUUGAAAUAUGCACUACUAAAGUAGAUGUUAUUUUUCAAAAAUGGUAUCAGAAAGUUGAAUACAAAGUAUUGUGACAGGGUUGGCUUUAACUAAAGAGAGAUAAUAAAUAGUAUUGUAUAUUCUUCACUUUAUUCAUAAUUCUUGCAGUAUAAUUAAACAACAUAAAUGUAGUGAUAAAUCAAUAUGAGUUAAACAAUUAAAACUGGAUUUAUGUACAUACAUUAAAGCAGAAUAUUACGUGAUAAAAUGUUAAUACAUGUUUUAAAUAUGCCUACUAAAGUAGAUGUUUAUUUUUCAAAAAUGGUAUCAGAAAGUUAAAUACAAAGUAUUGUGACAGGGUCGGCAUUAACUAAAGAGAGAUAAUAAAUAGUAUUGUAUAUUCUUCACUUUAUUCAUAAUUCUUACAGUAUAACUAAAUGUAGUGAUAAUAUGAGUUAAAAAAUUAAUACUGGAUGAUGUAGAUAUACUAAAGCAAGAUAUUAUGUGUUAAAAACGCAAAAAAACGCUUUGUUUCAGAAGGUUAAAAGAUAUUCUGAGGUUUCAUAAUACCUCAGUAGCAAAAACUGUGUAGUGAAACCAAAAACUGCAAGCUAUAGCUUAAGUAUCAUUUGCAUCAAGAUACUGCCAACAAAGUAUUGAUUCCCACCAAAAACAACAAAUCCCUUCCCAAAAAGUAACUCCCAUACAAUCAGCUUAACCUCCUCUCCAAAAAACUCUUUCCCAAGCAGCUUAACCUCUCUCAAAAAAGAAACUCCUUCCCAAUCCGUUUAACCCUUUUCCCAAAAAGUAACACCCUCCUAAAGAUUGACUCCAUAUCAAACAGUAAUUCACCCAAGAAGUCUUUGAUCAUUAAGUUUCUUACAUCAAGCAUAAGGUUAUGUCUCAUCAGUCUUUUAGGAACAAAGUGGUAACUAUUCUAUGAGAGAAAACUUCAGUCAUAUAAACCAGUGGUUAUCUAUGGUUAUGCCAAUUGAUAUAGAAAUAUUAAUUUUGAAUUUGUUGGUCUACCCCUUAUUUCUUUUUUAUUGGGGUAAUAUUUUUCUUUAACACUAUUGUUAAUGUCAGAAAAAAUAUACGGUAUAUAUAAAUAGAAUAUUUUUGUAGUUUUCAAAACUCUUAUAUUUUAAAUUUUAGUAGUAUAUUAUACAUACUGUUAAUAUUAAGGGAAAUUUUAUUCUGUCCAUUGUUAACUGAAUAGAAUAAAACGGGACCAGACAAACCAGCCAGAUAAAUUGCCCAGUGUGCGUAUUUUGUAGGAAAAACAUUCCAUUUUCAUUCUAAUAUUCCAUAAAAAGUAUUAUUUUGAUUUAAUCUUUGGUUGCAUAUACCAAAGAGCAUUCAGUGGUCUAUCUACUAAUAAUUUUAGUUGUAGCUAAAAUUAGUUGCUACUUACCCUUCUUGGUAUUGAUUUUUCCAGUACGGUCUAUACAUUGUAAUAAGGAAGUGUGUUGAAUAAGUUGCCUAUUUAUGUAAUUAAAUACAUAACUCCAUGAUAAAAUUGUCUUUUAUAAGGAGAUGUUUCAAAUUUAUUGAUUGUGAUAUGUUUAAUGCAAUUAAAUUCACAUUUCAAUCACAAAUUUUAAGUUAUCAAUUUCUGUGUUUCAUUAUUACGCAGUAAAUUAAUUUUUUCAAUUCUCACUAAUUAAAAAAAAAUUAUAUGUUUACAUUGUUUCUUCUAUUUUUAAAUUAAUUUAUUCCAAAGAUGUGUGCUUAUUCAAUGUAGAAUUAUUUGUAUAUAUUAAUUUAUCUGUUUUCGUUACAUUCUCAAUCAUAGCACCCUGAAUCUUACAUUCAAAUUUAUAGACAACAAGUAACAUAUUUUCUAUUAUAACACACAACACAAACAUAAAACUACUACAAAAAUAAGUAUACUAAGUAUUAUAUUAUACUAUAUAUUUCUGUAACUGAGGGUACAUUAAAUAAUAUUUUUUAAAUACAGGCAUAAAAUAGUAUUUUUGUAACACUCCGUAUAUUUGUAAGACCAGAUAAAGUGAGGAUGUCCUAUAUCUUAUGUUAAACUCACUGUGAUAAAUAUAAUUGUAUUUAUUUAUAUUCACUUUAUUAAGUUUUAAUUUAAAUUUUAUACUCAAAUUUGAGUAAUAUACUUUAUUUAAGUUAGCCUUAGAACAUGAAAGUUGAGAACUUAUUGAAGAUGUUUCAGUUUGUGCAAUAAAAUGUAGUGUUUUUCUUUUCGACGUUUGUUGUAAUUAGACAUUUUCCUUAUGUUUAAGCAAUGUUUUAGUUUAUAUAUUACUUUUAUUGAUCAUUUUAGUGAUGUUUUUUUCUUUAAUAUUCCUAUAUUUACACUGUAGUAGUUGUGAAAUUGUUUAAAUAUACAUUUUGGUUUGAUAA
Molecule: messenger RNA, 6319 nt
Organism: Homalodisca vitripennis (glassy-winged sharpshooter)
Lineage: Eukaryota; Metazoa; Arthropoda; Insecta; Hemiptera; Cicadellidae
Product: myosin heavy chain 95F-like
Biological process (GO): endocytosis; vesicle transport along actin filament; actin filament organization
Cellular component (GO): myosin complex; actin cytoskeleton; cytoplasm
Molecular function (GO): microfilament motor activity; ATP binding; actin filament binding
Source: RefSeq, a predicted model, not a curated record